Molecule: messenger RNA, 1854 nt
Organism: Exophiala mesophila
Lineage: Eukaryota; Fungi; Ascomycota; Eurotiomycetes; Chaetothyriales; Herpotrichiellaceae
Exons: 5
Coding region: 55-1809 (584 amino acids)
Biological process (GO): arachidonate metabolic process
Cellular component (GO): membrane
Source: RefSeq, a predicted model, not a curated record
GUCUCGGAGCAGCUGCGAAAAUGUUUCGAGGACUUUGCCGCCGGCACGCCGUCCAUGACGGUCCAUCACAACAAUCUGAAGAAGUUUAAGCUUCGCUGGAAGCGGGUGCGAAGCGACGACACCUGUCUCGUAUGCUUGCGUCGCACGCCAGAGAACAACAACUUGCCCUGCGGCCACGCGGUCUGCGAGAACUGCCCUCGAGUCUUCGGACACCCGGAUCAGAAUGAUCGGUGGGCGUUCGACAUUCGGCGCUGUUUCCUCUGCGAUAUGGCGCUUCGAGAUGUGACGGUAAAAGUAAAGCCUGACACCGCGGGUGUCAACGUAUUGACCAUCGAUGGGGGCGGCGUCAAGGGAAUCGUGCCGCUGCUGUUUUUGCAAAUCUUGCAGGACAGGAUGGGCCUACCGAUCCCAGUGCAGGAUAAUUUCGAGAUUUCGUUUGGCACUAGUUCCGGCGGACUGAUCGUCCUCGCAUUAUUUAUCAUGGGGUGGCCGGUGGAGGACUGUGCGAAUAUUUUCGAAUCUUUUGCGAAAAGGGCAUUCAGGCCGCGCUGGGUCUCCCACGUACCCGUUGUGUCCCGCAUUCCGGUCCUGUCGCACAUUCUUGGGUUUCUCGUGUCGUAUUUGGCCGACGGUCUGUAUCCAGCGGAUAAUUUGGAAGCUGCGCUAAAAGAAGUGUUCGGCGGCGACAUGGGCAUCCUGGACAACUCCCAUGCAACUGCGAUCGGCGCGAAAGUGGGAAUCCCGGUGACCACGGUCCUGGAAACGGACCCGUGCCUCUUCACCAACUAUAACGGGGCGGGACCGAGGCCGCAGGACUGCGGAUACCGCAUUGUCCGGUCACAAGAUGGGCGGAAAAGGAUUCGGCUGUGGGAGAUAGCAAUGAGUGGAGCUGCGGCACCGUGGUACUUUCCAGCAAAGCGCAUUCCUGGGGUAGGGACCUUUCAAGACGGAGCCCUGUGGAGGAACAAUCCCGUCGACCUUGCCCUGUGGGAAAUCCCGGUGGUGUGGCCACUGAUCCGAAGGCCCAAUGUGGUCGUCUCCCUCGGUACCGGGUCCUCGGGACCACGCGUACCCACGUCACACUCCAGCAGACUACGUGCGAUCUGGAGAGAGGGCUUCCUGCCACGAUCGUACAGAGCCUUCAUGGAAUUAAUCAACGGUAAAAAAAUCGCCCAAGCGUUCAAGAAUGGACGACGGGCAGAGUUAGAUGGGCGGUACUUCCGAUUCGACGUUGAACUAGACAGAGAGGUCGACUUGGAUGAUACAGGCAGGAUGCACGAGCUGGCAACAAAAGCUCGGGAACAGUUCUGUCGGUCGGAGGAUGUCGAUGUCGUCGCGCGUUGCCUCGUUGCGACGCGUUUCUACUUUGAACUCGACUCAAAGCCGAAGAAGAUUAAGGGGAAGUAUUCUGGAUCGGGCCAUAUCUUCUGUCGUUUGCCUCGAAAUAGUCCCGAGCUCGAGGUGCUGCUGGAACAGUUGUCUAAACGGGCGGCGCGAUUUAUCGUGAACGGCCAUGGGCUUCCCGGGUCGGUCGGCGAUCGGUCGUUCAUCGACCACCAAGGAACCUUUCGUAAAAGGGUCGAAUUUGAAACCAAGGACACAUUAUCCGUUCUUCUUCAAGAAGGGCUAGCGGAUCCGCAGCAUAUCAGUGGAUCUCCAUACGCAGUCCACGAUCUAAUGGAUAUGCAAGGCCUCAACAAUGAUUUUGGUACUCCGGAUCAUAGGAAGCGAAAAGAGCGCGAGGAGAAGGAGGAUGAGGGAGAAACGAGGGUAGAGGAGCCGGCCAAGAAGCGUCGUCGGGCUCGGUAGAACGUCAUCGGUGCUCGUGGAGGUGUCGCGCUCGCUGGGAACCGC